AUGUCUCUCACUCGGACGCGGCGUCGCUUCGGCCCAGGGAACAUCACCGACGCCUUUCUGGAGACCAUCUCACCUGAGCAUCCAGGUGGAGAAGAGGUUUUGCUCGAACAAGCUGGUAGAGAUGCCACAGAGAGCUUCGAAGAUGUUGGGCAUUCCACAGAUGCCAGGGAAAUGCUCAAGCAGUACUACAUAGGGGAGAUCCACCCGCACGAUCGUAAAAAAGAAGGUUCUAAGGAUCCAAGUAUGACAUCCUCAGGCCAAGCAAGUUUCUGGUCAACCUGGCUGAUCCCCAUCUUCGGAGCACUGGUCAUAGGUUUAAUGUAUCGCUAUUACAUGUUGGAUGGGAGAACCUCUUGAACUGACCUUGCUGGCACCUCAGAAAGCCUGAAAGAGAGGGUGUGAGAGAGAGUGCACGCGUGCAACAUGUGGAGUUCUGCUUCCCUUAACUUUUUCUGCCUUGCUUUUAGCUUUGAGUCUGUCAAGUGAUGUUGAUAUCCAUGGGACCAAGCUAAUACCAAACUCUGUCUAUCCUAACUCUGGGACCCACGGACCUGUCGUACUUUCCUCUCGCGGUGGCCGGGCAAGUACAACUUCCCGGUAUUCUUUUAGGUUUGUGUGUGGUCUCCCUCGCGUGUGCGUGCUCGUGUGCUCGCUCUCUCACUCUCUCUUGCUCUCUGAAGUAAACCACAGACAACCUUUUUCUUUCAAUGCCUUUUCGUUAAGCCAGACAACGUGAAACAGCUGCUAGUGAGCCUGUGGGUUUGCCUCAGUCCUUCACAGAGCAUUGUCAGAAAUAAACUGCAAGCUGUCUACAGUCUAUUCCAGAAAAGAUGGCCGGGGAUGCGGUUCCGCAGUAACUUUCCCAGUGCACGCAGGCAACACUAAUUGGAGCAGCAGGAAAUUGUUAGCUUUGCUACCUCUUUCUGUACGUGUCUGUUUUUAACGGUUAAGCAAAUAUAAGUAUUUUAAAAGCGAU
Aptenodytes forsteri (emperor penguin) is the source of this 976-nucleotide messenger RNA. RefSeq names its product cytochrome b5 type B. Gene Ontology annotation, cellular component: intracellular membrane-bounded organelle; mitochondrial outer membrane. The transcript has 5 exons. Gene Ontology annotation, molecular function: heme binding. The coding region runs from base 1 to 357 and encodes 118 amino acids. Lineage: Eukaryota; Metazoa; Chordata; Aves; Sphenisciformes; Spheniscidae. The record is from RefSeq and is a predicted model, not a curated record.